This is a messenger RNA of Mitosporidium daphniae, 1320 nucleotides long. RefSeq lists its product as uncharacterized. The transcript has a single exon. The record is from RefSeq and is a predicted model, not a curated record. The coding region runs from base 1 to 1320 and encodes 439 amino acids. Lineage: Eukaryota; Fungi; Microsporidia.
AUGCGCAAUUUGGAGCUCCAUCACUACUGCUCAGGAGUUUCAUGGCGCCCGAUUGGCACACUUCUUUGCACUGUGGGAUGUUUGCUUGUUUCCAUCUUCAUUGCGUCCUCGGUGCAUGUAUGGACUGACGUAAGAGCCUUGGUAUACUUUUACAAUGUAACUGACUCGGAAUCUUGGAUGGAUUUUUCUCGGUCCAUGGCCAUCAUUUCUACAUCUUUUACAGCGGGACAUGCAGGUGUUAUGAGAUUUAGAGAAAACUCUACCUCCUUUAGCGAAGAGAAUAUCUCCUCUACACUUGGACAUGACGAUACACCAAUGGAUACAAAUGAAAUUAAAAAUAGCACUUCCGAACCGGUCGCCGUUGGUACGUUCUUUCAACGCCUACAAGGUAUAAGGUUUCCUUCUGGAUACUUUCCCUCUUUCUCUUCCUAUGACGUUUCCAAAAAGGUCUCUCUGUUGCGUGCAGAGUUUCCAACACCGCUGCUAGUGCCUCAGUUAGGUGGAACAGGAAAUCGAGGAAAACUCGCAGAGGAUCCACAGUUGGCGUCGCACUUUUCCAUCCUAUUAGACGAUUUGCUGUUUCGUUCAGUGUUCCCGCAGACUCAAAAUCCGUAUCCUGGGGUUGAACAGACCGCCCUUGCAAUUAACAUUGCAAGAUGGCUCACUUUUACCACCUUUGUGGGUGUGGCUAUUCUGGCCUUCGUAUUAUUAGGCUCUGUGCGUGAGCUGAUUCAUCUUUUGGUGAUGUCGAUGGUAGUGAUUUUGUUGCAAGCUGCCAUGACUCCUCUGACAGUCUUUCAAAACGAAAACCCUGCUUGUGUGCCAUUUUUCCCAGCUACCAGCGGCGAAUGGAUCAGCCGCACCCUGCGAGUGUCCCUCGGCGCAUCCGAGUGCUGCCACUCAUUCAUCUUUGCAGAAUCUUCUGCCUUGCUAAUGGUGCUGCUACUUUUCUUUUGUAAUCUUAAUUUCUCCAGCAAUUUGCUGCUAUUGAUUUUCGGACGUCUGCUAGUAUUCCUGAUCGCCGGAAUUGUUGCCUAUUGCUUGCUUUUUGCUCGUUCAAACUACCUGGUCGAUGUGGGUGUCGGGUCAAUGGUUGGCGGCCUGAUUUUCUGGCUCUACUACUCGACUCUUUCACUCUCGCGCCUGAUGCUGGAGAUGCAAAAGGCGGGAACGCACAUUUAUGCAGAAGAAGGAGGGUGCACAAAAAAGGUCGUAAAAUGGACACCCCUGGUUCCGAUCGACAGGCCUACGGCGUUGAUGCGUCUGGUUGCUUUUUUUGAUCGAGCUGGGUCUCCCAGACCUUCAGCUACGGAAGCAUAG